This is a messenger RNA of Manihot esculenta (cassava), 1174 nucleotides long. Its product is annotated as protein OS-9 homolog. The record is from RefSeq and is a predicted model, not a curated record. NCBI's taxonomy places the organism in Eukaryota, Viridiplantae, Streptophyta, Magnoliopsida, Malpighiales, Euphorbiaceae. Gene Ontology annotation, biological process: endoplasmic reticulum unfolded protein response; retrograde protein transport, ER to cytosol. Gene Ontology annotation, cellular component: endoplasmic reticulum lumen. Bases 109 to 1008 code for a protein of 299 amino acids. The transcript is spliced from 8 exons.
UUCUUCCUUCUCACAAAACCUCAGAAGCUGUAAAUUUUUUUGUGUGUUUUUGAAGGUUUAUAGAUUGUUAUACCCAAAGACGAGAAAGAAACCAAGACAACUCGAAAGAUGAGAUUUUUAUGGUCAAUUCUUGUUGUGUGCACUCUGUGGAGCCGUGCUUUGGCCGAUCAGAUCUUCCCAGGUCCUGUGGCUGGUUCCUUCAGUCGCAGCUCUCAUGAACCAAAGUAUAAGAUUGAAUUCCAUCCAGAGGACUCACCUUUUCAUCCCAUGCCAACAACUUUGCAGGAUGAUGACCAGGAGUCGGUGAUUAUACCCGAUAAGAAUGGACAGAAUUAUUUAUGUUACUUGCCCAAGGUGGAGAAAGUCAAGAGUGGAAAGCCUGUUAAUCAAUUGAACGUGAGCAGCAUGAUUGUGGAAACUGAGAAACCUGUCAAAUUGAAAACACCAGAUGAGCUGCUUGAAGUGUUGAAAGAUCGAUGUUUCAUCAGACAAGAGGGUUGGUGGUCUUAUGAAUUCUGCUAUCAGAGGAAAUUGCGGCAAGUUCAUUUAGAGGAUGAUAAGGUUGUCCAGGAAUUUGUUUUGGGUGUUUAUGAUGAAGAAGCCACAGCUGCCUACAACCAGAAUCUCUCUGAUGUUUCUACUUUGAAAGAUCCUCGCUCAAAAGACGCAUCUCAAAGGUAUCAUGCUCAUCAAUACACAAAUGGAACCAUGUGUGACCUUACAACUCAGCCCCGGGAAACUGAGGUGAGGUUCGUAUGCUCAGAGCCUAGAGCUAUGAUUAGUUCUAUCACAGAGCUAUCUACUUGCAAGUAUGCCCUUACGAUACAAUGCCCAAUGCUUUGCAAGCACCCAUUAUUCCAAGAAGAGAGACCAGUUUGGCACACCAUCAACUGUAAUGUCCUUCCCAAUUCCAAAGCAACCAAGGCAGAAAAAGACAAAGCUGAAGAUAAGCAGGUUAUUAUGGUCACAAACAUGGAAUAUCCAUCUAAUUUUGAUUCAGAUGAAUAGGUUGGACACUGCAUACAGGGACCUUUCUUUAUCAAUAUUGACUCAUGUGAAGCGAUAAAAUAUGUUCGAACUAGUUUAUAAUGCUCUGUUUUUGUAGCAAGCUUUGAACCCUGGAGAAGUUUAGGUUACUGAAUCUAAUGAAAAAAUACGUGCAUAUUUCAUGAAA